AUGGAAAAUGCAAAGAGCCCGAGCAGCUUUGAACCCUCUGGUGUGGAGACACACGUGAAAGGGCCAAUAUUACAGUUUUCGCUCAGCCCUUUGGUGAAGACUCCAAAGGAGGCCACAGGAAAGAAUUUGGAGCCAGCCAAAACUAAAGAAGUUAAAUAUCUCACCGGGACCAAGCUUGUCAUGGUGAUAAGUGCAGUGACUCUGGUUAACUUCCUUGUUUCACUUGAUAUUACGAUCAUCGUGACAGCAAUCCCAUCAAUCACUACGCAUUUUCACUCCCUUGACGACAUCGGGUGGUAUGGUAGCGCGUAUCAAAUUACCGGAGCUUGUGUGCAGCCUCUGAGUGGCAGAAUCUACACGAACUUCAGUUCGAAAUGGACAUACCUCGGCUUCUUUUUCGUCUUCGAGUUGGGUUCACUUCUUUGUGCUCUAGCUACUUCUUCUAAGAUGCUUAUCAUUGCUCGAGCCGUUGCUGGAAUCGGGUCUGCGGGCUUGACAAAUGGGACUUUGACCAUUGCUACAUCUUCUGUCCCCUUACAUAAGUCACCUCCGCUGAUCGGGGCCAUUAUGGGCUUCUCCCAACUUGGAGCUGUUCUUGGUCCCCUUCUGGGAGGUGCAUUUACCGAAUACGUGACAUGGAGAUGGUGCUUUUAUAUCAACCUCCCGGUCGGUGCCAUCGUGGCGUUGCUUUUGGUGUCUACCGAAAUUCCCGAUGAAAAUGCCAAGAUGAAAGACGACGUUUUUUCCAUCAUUUUCCACAAGCUCGACCUCAUCGGAUUCGUUUUCUUUACUCCAGCAGCCGUUCAGCUUCUCCUUGCAAUUGAGUACGGGACAAACCAAUACGACUGGAGCAAUAUGACCGUUAUCGGACUCUUCUGUGGUUCUGGCGCUACAUUCAUUGUCUUCAUUUUCUGGGAGCAUCGCCAGGGUGACCUUGCUAUGAUUCCUCUUCCGAUAAUCUCCAGGCGCAUAGUUUGGGCAAGCUGCCUGGUGAUUAUGUGUAAUGUUGGAAUAACUCUUGUUGCCUCUUUUUACCUUCCCAUCUAUUUUCAAGCUGUCAAUAAUGACUCUCCCACGAUGAGCGGAGUCUGUAUUCUGCCUGCUGUUCUGGCACAUUUAAUUUUCGCAGUGCUAUCCGGGGUUUUAAUUGGGAAGCUCGGGUAUUAUCUUCCGUGGGGUGUUUUCUGCGGUGUGGUUGCUUCCAUCGGCAACGGCUUAAUCUCGACCUGGGCUCCAGAUACGCCGACUGGGAAAUUGGUGGGAUAUCAGAUACUGUUGGGAGCUGGGCGUGGAGCCGGUUAUCAAGUGCCCAUCAUUGCGAUUCAAAAUGCGCUCCCGCCCAGCCAAGUUUCUAUCGCCAUAGCAAUUCUCAUAUGUUCUCAGAGACUAUUCGGUGCAUUAUGCCUCACAUUCGCGCACGUGAUUUUCUCGAGCGGACUAAAGAAUUUGGUCCCUAAGUAUGCGCCUAAUGUGAAUCCUACGACAGUAAUCAAGGCCGGAGCGGCCGGUAUUCGAGAUGUGGUAUCGAGUCAGGAUCUGGCUGGCGUGGUUAAAGCUUACGCGGAUAGUAUUGAUCGUGUUUUCUAUAUGGUAGCUGCACUCGGGGUUUUUUAUUUGGCGUUUUGUUCAGGGAUGGAGUGGAAGGAUGUUCGAAAGAAAACACCUUCUGCGGAACAUGUUUAG
Molecule: messenger RNA, 1683 nt
Organism: Penicillium odoratum
Lineage: Eukaryota; Fungi; Ascomycota; Eurotiomycetes; Eurotiales; Aspergillaceae
Product: MDR family MFS transporter
Exons: 9
Coding region: 1-1683 (560 amino acids)
Biological process (GO): transmembrane transport
Molecular function (GO): transmembrane transporter activity
Source: RefSeq, a predicted model, not a curated record